Pyrenophora tritici-repentis Pt-1C-BFP is the source of this 1719-nucleotide messenger RNA. The record is from RefSeq and is a predicted model, not a curated record. Lineage: Eukaryota; Fungi; Ascomycota; Dothideomycetes; Pleosporales; Pleosporaceae.
AUGGCCACCCCCGAUCUGAACGCGAUUCUCGCGGCUCUCGCCGCCCAUCCCUCAGCUACCCCCUCUGCAGCGCCCCAGCAGCCCCAACAGGCACAGCAUGCACCUCCGCAAGGCUUGCCAGCCGGGUUCCCUGGCGCAAUGCCUAGUGCCACUCCACCUGCAAUGCAUGGCUAUAAUUUCCCCACUCCCACACACUCUGGUAGUCUUGAUCUGAGUGCCAUCAAGCCCGUGAGCUCUGGCUCGGUGAGCAUCGAGGAUGCGCUGGCAAAGGCGCGCGGUUUUGCGGCCCAAAAAGGCCUUGCACAUGAAGCGCGUCCAGGUAUCUCUGAACCUUGGUCUGGUUAUGGUGUCCCAGCGCAAACUUACACGGCUGCAGCUUAUCAGGAAGAUCCGCGACUUAGCGGACGACAGCCGUACCGACGCUCUCGGUCGCGCUCGCGAUCUCCGGUGCGCCGAGAAGCAGCACGUGAAAGCUACAACCCAUACCGCGACGAGCGCCGUGAUGAGCGCAGAGGCGGCUAUGGGCGUGAACGUGAUCGCUCCCCCCCUAGGCGUGACACCUUCUCUCCCUCGCAGCAAUACGGGCAGGCGCGUUCGCCCCCCGCUAAUGACAACUCUGAGGUGAUUCUCAUUGACUCUUCGUUGGUUGGCUUGGUCAUUGGACGUCAAGGUGAGAGUCUUCGCCGCAUUGAACAAGAAUCCCAGACUCGUAUUCAAUUCAUCAACGGCCCCGAAUCCGGACCUCAACGCGAGUGCCGUAUAACCGGUAGUCCUGGUGCUCGUAUCAGUGCAAAGCGCGAAAUCAACCGUAUCAUCGAAGAGAAUGGUGGCAACCCUGCUCGUGAGACGGGCCGCAAUGCACGGCCUGCCGCUAAGACGGUUGGUCAGCAACAACCUGCUCUUAGAGAGGGUGAACAAUCGUCCCAGAUUAUGGUGCCUGAUCGUACUGUUGGUCUCAUCAUCGGCCGUGGUGGUGAAACUAUCCGUGAUCUGCAAGAGCGCAGUGGCUGCCACGUCAACAUUGUCGGUGAAAACAAGAGUGUGAACGGUCUCCGUCCUGUGAACCUCAUUGGAAGUCCCACUGCUGCUGCUCAUGCUAAGGAGCUCAUCAUGGAGAUUGUCGAUAGUGACACUAAGCAAAUGGAAGGCUCCGGUGGCCAGCAGCCGCAGCCGCAACAACAAUUCAACAACAGGCGUGAAACCUUCGACCCUUACGGCGGAGGCACAGCUGCAGGUGCAGCUGCAGGCAAGAUCAAUGACAGCAUUCAUGUUCCUUCUGACGCCGUUGGCAUGAUUAUUGGCAAAGGUGGUGAAACUAUCAAAUCGAUGCAGUCCGAGACAGGGUGCAAGAUUAAUGUUUCGCAAGCUUCUGGUGCUGAUAUCGAGCGCGAGAUUGGCCUCGUCGGAACUCGCCAGGCUAUUGAUGAUGCCAAACGUGCUAUCUGGGAGAAGGUUGAUCAAGUGCGAGAGAAGAACAACUCGCGACGACGUGAUAACGGAAAUCAAGACAAUGGCUACUCACAUCAACAGACACCGUCCUACGGACAAAGCGCUCCGCCAGCGCAGCCUCCACAGGCGGCUGCACCUGCUGCCGGCGGUGCUGCUGCUGAUCCAUAUGCUGUUUAUGGCGGCUACCAGAACUAUCUGGCUAUGUGGUAUGCUUCCAUUGCUCAGCAACAACAAGGCGGUCAAGGUGCCCAAGGACCUCCAGGCGCAUAA